AUGGCCUCAUCAACCCUCCAUUUCUUCUUCUUGACCCUUCUCUUGCCGUUCACGUUCACCACCGCCGCACGUGACCCAUGUGCAACCGCAGCUCCCGACGGCUCCGACGAUCUCUCAAUCAUUCCCAUUAACGCAAAAUGCUCACCUUUCGCACCCACUCACACCUCCGCCUCCGUAAUGGACACCGUUCUCCACAUGGCCUCCGCCGACUCUCACCGCCUCACUUACCUCUCAAGCCUCGUCGCCGGCAAACCAAAACUAACCUCCGUCCCCGUCGCUUCCGGCAACCAAAUCUUCCACACCGGAAACUACGUCGUCCGAGCAAGACUCGGCACUCCACCACAGCUCAUGUUCAUGGUCCUAGACACAAGCAACGACGCCGUUUGGCUUCCUUGCUCCGGCUGCUCCGGCUGUUCUACCGCCGUUUCCUUCAACCCGAACUCCUCCUCCACUUACUCAACCGUCUCUUGCUCCACCACACAAUGCACCCAAGCACGUGGCCUCACGUGCCCAUCCUCCUCACCAUCACCACCGUCCAUCUGCUCUUUCAACCAAUCGUACGGUGGAGAUUCGUCCUUCUCCGCCUCGCUUGUCCAAGACACGCUUACGUUAGCCUCUGACGUCAUCCCCAGUUUCUCCUUCGGAUGCAUCAACUCCGUCUCCGGCAACUCUCUACCACCGCAAGGACUAAUGGGCCUUGGACGUGGGCCCAUGUCGUUGGUCUCUCAAACGACGUCGCUUUACGCAGGCGUGUUCUCUUACUGUCUCCCUAGCUUCAGGUCGUUCUACUUCUCCGGGUCAUUGAAACUGGGUCCGACGGGUCAACCCAGAUCCAUCAGAUACACUCCACUCCUCAGUAAUCCUCGCCGUCCAUCGCUUUACUAUGUUAAUCUAACCGGAGUGAGUGUUGGUUCGGUCCAUGUCCCCAUUGACCUUAAAUAUUUGACCUUUGACUCAACUUCCGGCGCCGGUACGAUUAUUGACUCCGGUACUGUUAUCACCCGUUUUGUUCAACCGGUUUACGAAGCCAUUAGAGACGAGUUUAGAAAACAGGUGAAAGGGCCAUUCUCGACGUUGGGAGCGUUCGACACGUGUUUCACGGCGGAUAACGAUAACGUUGCGCCGAUGAUGACGCUGCACAUGACGUCACUCGACCUGAAGCUGCCGAUGGAGAAUACGCUUAUCCAUAGUAGCGCGGGAACGCUGGCGUGUCUAUCUAUGGCGGGAAUACCGCAGAACGCAAACGCUGUUCUAAACGUGAUCGCUAAUCUUCAACAGCAGAACCUAAGGAUCUUGUUUGACGUUCCUAAUUCCCGCCUAGGCAUUGCUCCUGAGCCCUGUAACUAA
Arabis nemorensis is the source of this 1347-nucleotide messenger RNA. Lineage: Eukaryota; Viridiplantae; Streptophyta; Magnoliopsida; Brassicales; Brassicaceae. The record is from the annotation of a GenBank genome assembly.